AUGCCAAGGCGGCGCCAUCUUGACAGCACUCUUAAGGGGCCACGUAUCCGUAUUCUCCUGGCAGAUCAACCAGAUUACAAUUCCACCAUCGACGAGCUCAGAAGAUGUCGUGAUGGCGUCCACCUCCGACCUCCCGCCGGCUCCCACCCCGCAUUUGCGGGGUUACCCUCAUGGCUGGCCGGUCACGCCAUCGGAAUAAGGUCUCCUACUCCGGGCGUGGCUCAUCUUCUUGCCUCGCACCGCUUCUAG
This is a messenger RNA of Colletotrichum abscissum, 249 nucleotides long. RefSeq lists its product as uncharacterized. The record is from RefSeq and is a predicted model, not a curated record. The transcript has a single exon. Lineage: Eukaryota; Fungi; Ascomycota; Sordariomycetes; Glomerellales; Glomerellaceae. The coding region runs from base 1 to 249 and encodes 82 amino acids.